AUUGAGGAUGUAUUGAUUCUCUCGGAGAUCAUUUGUACCAUAUGGACUAUAUGGACUUGGUUUAGGGCCAUCAUCAAAGUGGUGCAGAUAUUACUAUUGCUUUUCUCCCUAUGGAUGACAGUCGUGCCUUAGACUUUGGUUUAAUGAAGAUAGACAACAAAGGAAGGGUUCUUUUCUUUAAUGAAAAGCCCAAAGGAGAGGAAUUGAAAGCAAUGGCGGUGGAUACUACAGUUUUGGGCCUAUCACGAGAGGAGGCUGCAAAGAAACCAUACAUUGCUUCCAUGGGAGUGUAUCUCUUCAAGAAGGAGAUACUCUUGAAUCUUCUAAGGUAUGGUAUUCAAGCUGCAUGUAGAUUCUAUGAUUUUUAAAAGAAGAUGAAAUUGAAGUUUGAUAAGAAAUGUUCCCUACAUAUCUGAUCCAGUGAACUGUCACAUCUUUUGUUCGAACUGAGUGACAACACACAUGAAUUGGCAUGCAGAAAAUAUACUUGAAGUUCCUUGUGUGAUUCAUUACUA
Molecule: messenger RNA, 515 nt
Organism: Magnolia sinica
Lineage: Eukaryota; Viridiplantae; Streptophyta; Magnoliopsida; Magnoliales; Magnoliaceae
Product: glucose-1-phosphate adenylyltransferase large subunit 1, chloroplastic-like
Exons: 4
Coding region: 111-368 (85 amino acids)
Biological process (GO): glycogen biosynthetic process
Molecular function (GO): glucose-1-phosphate adenylyltransferase activity
Source: RefSeq, a predicted model, not a curated record